GCAGUCAUUGGAGUUAUUCCGAAUUUAUUCCGGUGUCUCUGAGAGCAGCAUCUGGCCCUUUUUAAUCCCACUUAGCCUCUGUGUUUCUUUUGAUGAUGCUACAACCAAUGUGUUUCACAGAACUGAUGAAGUGAGCUAUAGCUCCCAAAAGCUUAUGCUCAAAUAAAUUUGUUAGUCUCUAAGGUGCCACAAGUCCUCCUUUUCUUUUUGUGAAUACAGACUAACACGGCUGCUACUCUGAAACAGAACUUGUUGCACACACAUCUUCAAAAUACGGUGGAGGGUGAUCAUUUCCACUAAAGACAGGACAAGUUGUGGGCUUAAUCUGCAGCAAGGGAGAUUUAGGUUAAAUACUAGGAAAAUCUUUCUAACUCUCAGGGGAGUUCAGCUCUGGAACUGGCUUCCAAGGGAGGUUGUGGAAUCCCCAUCAUUGGCGGUUUUAAAGAACAGGUUGAACAAACACCUGUCAGGCAUGGCCUAGCUUUACUUGUCCAGACCCCUGUGCUGAGGCAGAACCUGGAUGACUUGUCAACUUCCCCUACAGCCUUACAUGUCUAUGAUUCUCUGAGUGCCAAUAAAAAAUGAAAGCCUAAGGGCCUGAAUCUGAUCUCAGGUUACUGAACCUAACGGGACUGCAGGAGGGCCCUGAUUUCCACUGAGUCUUCAAACUAAGUCUUGAAUGAAUGGUGACUUGAAGUCACUGAGGAUGCUUUCAGAAAGAUGAGAGCAGCUGGCUCUGGUUCCUUGGCCAACUUCCCAUUUGGGUUAUUACGAGAGCUGGUCAGGUCUUUCAAAGGACCAUUUCUUUGUCAGAAAACUCCUAUUUCUUGAAAUGGAGAUUUUUUUUUCCAUGGGAAAAGGGUCAGCUUUGAUGAAUAUUUUGACUUUAUAAAAAGUUUCAAAAUUGAAAAAUGAACCAAUCUGGUUCUCCAGUUCAAAAUGACACCUUGCUUAGAAGUUUAAGCUAGUUAUUGAUUAAAUAAAAUGUAACAUGGUCAAAAUUUCAUAUGGUGAAAAUUGAAAGGAAACAUUUCAAAAUUCUUAAAACAAAACGCUUCCUUUCAUCCAAACCAAUAAUGAUUUUUGGUUCCAGGAAAAUUUUUGAGAUUUUGAUUAUUCCAUCCUAGUUAGUGAGAGGAAAAGUUUUCAGUAUCUUGAAAAUUUGUGUGGGAUGGGAAAUCCAUUUUCUGCCCAGCCCUGGUAAUUACAUUAGUGUAAAAUUGCUCCUAUAGCUGCAGUUGGUUACACUGCACCUUUCCACUUCCUGCCCUAAGGCACUGCGCAGGGCUGCUGUGGGGCUGUCAAACAGCUGCCCCACUCCAUCCCCACAGUGCAUGAAGAUAUUUCUAUAUACAGUGUAAAAGCCCAAUCCUGCAAGGUGCUGAUGCACCGACUGUGACAUACUGGGCACCCACCACACUCUCUGCAAAGUCAAGGGGAGAGGUGGGUGCUCAGCUGCUUUUAGGAUCAGCACCUAAGUUCAAUUCCUUAAAGCAAUUUACAUUGUAAAGCAUUGAGUUGGGAUCCCUCGAGUAGUAAAUAAAGCAUUGUGCUGUUGUCAGUCAGUGUUACUUUGAGGUUUAUAACAGGCACUUUCUUUUAUAAGCGAUUUUGCUGGGCAGACAUUGUGCUUGAAUAGCGUUAUGAUUUCUAUGGUCUUAUCUGUACCACCGCUGACAACCCCUUAACCGCGACCCUGGGGACAAGAUUCUCAUUUGCACUAAGCCCCUUUCCACCAUGGUAAUGCACAGAGGCCUGGAAGUGGGUGUCAGUGUAAUUUAUGCUCCUCUAAAUUCCUCUUUACAUUGGUGCAAAGGAGAAACUGUGUAAUUCUGAAUAAUGCCCUUUGCUAGAAAUCAGGCAGAAUCUUGGCCAGUCCAGUCGUCCUUUAAACUACUGCUUCCACUUAACAUUGCCUCAGUCAGGGACUGCAGGAUUUAGCCCGGGUCGCACCCCAACCAUGGGAGGGAGGGAGUGAAAGGGAAGGCAGGAAGAAGGUAGAUGGUCCCCUGCAUUAGAGCAUUGCCUGGAAGGGGUUUUUAACAGAUCAAUCCCCACUUUGCCAGGGGAGCUGCAGCCAGUCAGUCCAGUCUCAGAAAAUAGGGUAAGGUCUAAGGAGACAUGGACAAGUAACCGAGGGAAUCUGGUCUUUUCUGAGCCAAUGGCUCUAUUCGCUAGCCCAUAUUGCCCUCUAUUGUCCAUUGUUUCAGAAGGGUCACCAAUAGAUGAACUUUCCUUUUUGUGCAGCCAGACACAGCUUAUUAACCAGCCCCAUUCAGUUUGUUUUUAGCCAGUUUAUUACUAGAUCCAAGUGGAGGCUCUUAACUUCCAUUGACUUCAGCAGGAGUGAGGCUCCUAACACACCUAGCCAUGUUUGAAAAUCCUGCUUUAUAGGCACCGAAAUACUUUUGACCAUCUGGCCCUAAGUCACUGUUGAGAAUGGGACUUGUACUCUUGAAAAUUGCAUUCCACGUUGUCUUAUUUCUCAAAUAUCAGAGCUUUCAGAGUGAUGAUUUAAGGUACAAUUAAAGUCCUCCAAGACAAGAUGCCAAACGAUCAUUACAUAUCUGUGUUGUACCACCCAGAAAUAUGAUACCUUAAACCAAACAUGGAAGACUGGGUAGAGACUUAGGCCGGGAUUCCCCAAAGAACUUAGUGAUUUAGGAGCAUUCUUCUUUGAAAGUCAAAGGGACUUGUGCUCCGAAGUCAUGUGGAUUUGUUUCUAUAGAUCAUCCAUAUUCUGGAGGCUUAAAUUUAUUCUCAAUUAUUAUAGUACACCCCUGAGCCACUGGAAUGCAGAGAAAUUCUACAAGAUAUUCUGUAGCCUCUUUAACCCACCCCUCUAGUAUCUAUCACCACAGCACAUCCUCCUCGGAGACGUUCCUCACUGGACAUAACCAAGACACUGUACCCAGUCACUGCAGCAGUGCACUGGGCAUCAGCCUUUGGACUAGUGUGUCAGGAUUUUGUUCUACUUUUUUAAUGAAAAUGAUCUUUGCCGAGUAUCUGGUUUUAUCUUCCUUAGUGCUAGGAGUGCAGUUAUUUCUGUACCAGACUCAGCGGAUCCAGUUUGUUCAAGUUAGUGGCACCGCCAAGAUCCACUGUUUUUCCACAGAAAAUUUGGAAGGAGGAAGUAGCAUGUUUUGGUAUUUGAGAAGAGAAGGUGAGAAACCCACCUGCAUUAAGCGCUGUUUGGCUGAUCAAAAUGUAAGUAAAUUUGCUUGCAAACACGAGACGCGCAGCUCGACACUGGAAAUCCGCAAUGUCCAAAAGACUGAUUCUGGCAUUUACUACUGUGCAUAUAAAUACAGCAGCUACCUGAUCUUUGGGAAUGGAUCCACGCUGAUUGUUGGAGACAGUUAUACCAACAGCAGCUGGGUGAUGCUUCUAGUCCCAUUUCCACGUGGCAGUCAAGUCACUGGGACAGCGAAUCUGGCCUGUGUGAUCCAAGAAGUGUCCAGCCCAGUCCAUGUUUCCUGGAGUGUUUCUGGGGAGCUGCAGGAACAGGGGCUGAUGCGUUCAUUGAAAGCAAGGGAUGGAUCUUUAACACUCAUAAAUCACAUCAGCGUCCCCAUGGACACCUGGACCAGUGGGAAGAAUUUCACCUGUGAAGUCAAAUUCAACUCUUCUGGCAAAAGUGUGAAGAAAAAUACCAGCUAUCCUACAGCUCAUCCCAGCGGGUGUGUGCUGCAGACGGUGCACUAUACAGUGGCCAUGUUCCUGGUGGUGUUGAUGGUGUCUCUGAGCCUGGCCUGGAAUCACUGCUGUUCUAAUCCAGGAUCAAACCGCUUUUACCCAACUGGAGUUUGAUUCAAGGAAUCACAACCAGAGCGUGGAGCAGUGACCAAUGAAAGGGAAAAGGGGGAAAUCGUAGCCCACACGAGGAUCCAAGCCUGGACACUCACAACUGUUUCACUGCUGAUCUCAAUGACAGGACCAUCCUGUAAGGUGCUGACUUUCUGUAAAAGCUGUUACUGCUUCUUACUGCUCUUCACUGCUGCUGCAUGUGGCUCAGUUCCACACUGUAACUGAAAAUUAACCCACUUGUCCAUCUGGCCUAUACAGAGCAGGAAGUCACAAAAAGAACUAGACCCUUGAAGGUGGGAGAUAUCCUAGUGUGAUAUGAAGGACAUUGUCCUACAGUAUCUUGGUAACAUAUUGGUGUGUUUCGGGACAAAUUCCACCCCUCUGUGAGUGCAGAGGGUCCCAGACCGCAGGAGCAGUGUGGUGUCACUUCAUAAAAGGGGGCGGGAUUGCAGGAGCCUGUGUGUAACCUGUACGCCCCAGAGAUUGGCUGUCUGCUCAGUGUUGUCCAAGGGAGAGGUAAGGGGUUAGCAGGGAUUGAAUCCACCACUACACCAAUCCUCUAGACAACAGCCCCUGUGGAGCUGGGGCACUAGGGCCACAGAGCCUGCUCCAGGCCUGUUGUUGGGGUAGCAGCUGCGAAGUGGCUCCACCACCCUUCUGUGACCUGUGAAGGAGACGAUUCUUCCCCUCUUCCCCCCUAGAGAUCCCGAACUCAGUUACUCAGGCUGAGCACUGGUAACAGGAGCUGGGGCUCAGGGCCUGCCUUACUUACACAGGCAGUUGCAGUGAACUCAGCUACUCUCAUGUCUAAGCCAAGCCCUUGGUGGUUUUGAAAGGGGAGGUGGGAGGUUGUACCCACGAGAAAUUGAAUCUCCCCCGGACCGGGCUUGAGACUCGGGUGUGUUACCGGUCACAAAAGCUGGACCAGAAAAACCCAGAUGCAGAACCAGCUUUGGCCCCUGAUGCACACAGCAGGUGGAAGGGGCAGAACCAGACAGAAGUGACACUUUCCAGCUGGGUGGAGGCCGCUUUUGGAUAAAAGCGCUAUAUAUAAAAAAAAGUUAAUAAUAAUUAACGUUUCUUUGUUCUACAAAUAAAAGCACACAAUCAUAUAUUUUAAUAUCAGUACUCUUAUCUUUCUAAUGCGAUG
Dermochelys coriacea (leatherback sea turtle) is the source of this 4957-nucleotide messenger RNA. RefSeq names its product immunoglobulin alpha-2 heavy chain-like. Lineage: Eukaryota; Metazoa; Chordata; Testudines; Dermochelyidae. Gene Ontology annotation, biological process: regulation of immune response. The record is from RefSeq and is a predicted model, not a curated record. The transcript has 5 exons. Gene Ontology annotation, cellular component: cell surface. The coding region runs from base 2794 to 3810 and encodes 338 amino acids. Gene Ontology annotation, molecular function: MHC class I protein binding; coreceptor activity.